Molecule: messenger RNA, 3285 nt
Organism: Aureobasidium vineae
Lineage: Eukaryota; Fungi; Ascomycota; Dothideomycetes; Dothideales; Saccotheciaceae
Source: the annotation of a GenBank genome assembly
CAUCCCGGCUCCACUCAAGAAGAGAUUGACAACGAGCCUGACUGGAGCUCAGCCAAGCAUCAUAUUGGCUAUCGCAAUCGCUAUGACCGUGUUCCUGGACUCGUACACAGCGGCGACGAUUCUGAUAGCGAAGACAGUGUAGAGUCUCCGAAGUCUCCCAAGGAGGAUUCUUUCCUCAAGGAAGCUGCGGAAGAGUCCGACGAGCUGCAACAGGAAAUGAAACAGCACAAGCUGAUCAACUUCCGUGAAGCCAAGGAGAAGCAAGAAGCAUGUGCAGAUCUCGUCAAACUAUUAUCCACAUUAGUAUUAACACAAAAUAGNGACUACUACCUCGAAGAGCCGCAAGAGCAUCCCAACGGCUGGCGCUAUAGACUCGACGAAUCCGAGGACUUCAUCAAGAACCAACAGCCUUGGCCCGCUAAUCUGAAACGACAGAAGCAGAAGGCAGAGAAGGAAAAGGAGGAAAAAGAGAAGAAAGAGCAAGAAGAAAAGCAAGAACAAGAGCACGAAUGGAAGGACGGCAGUCUCAACCGUCGUAGACACAACGACGCUUAUGCUUCGAGUGGCGGACAAGACGACUCUAAAUCAGAUGACCAGAAAGGCGACAAGCAAGACGGCAAAACCGACCAAAAAGACUCUCAAGAUGACUCCCAGAAGACCGAUCAAGCAGACUCGGACGGGGACCAGGACUCCAAACCAAGAUCCGAGUACGAAAAGCUCCGAGAAAAGUACAGCGUUCAGGAGAUUGCCCUGCUGAGAAGUCUACAAGAAGAGAGGAAGAUUGUUGAGAACCUCAAGCAAAGCGACGGCAAGAUGAAAUCUCCCUGGGCAGACCUCAAGCCUUCUGAUGUGAUCGAUGAUGCGGACCGCGCCAGCCCCGACAACUGGAUUCCAAGAAACUCAAACAUGAUCCGGCUUACAGGCAAGCACCCCUUGAACUGCGAGUAUCCGCUGUCGGACCUUUUCGAGACCGGCCUGAUUACGCCAAACCGUCUACACUAUGUGCGAAACCAUGGAUCCGUGCCACAUCUGAUCUGGGAAACCCACGAACUGGACAUCGAUAACGGAAAAUGCAAAUUCAGUAUGGACGACCUCGAAACCAAAUUUGAAAGCGUGAACAUCGCAGUCGCAUUGGCUUGUGAUGGCAACAGGCGCAAGGAGCUCAACAUGAUCAAGAGAUCGAAAGGUUUCAACUGGGGUGCUGGAGCCAUCAGUAAUGCGUUCUGGAAAGGUGCUCUUUUGUCCGAUGUCUUGAAAGCUGCUGGAGUUGAUUACCCUACCAAUGGUUCUGGGACCAGAAGAUGGGUCAAUUUCGCAGGCGCCGAUGAGCCUUCUGAGGGUACAUAUGAGACAUGCAUCCCCUAUGAGUACGCGAUGGAUCCUGUCAACGAUGUGCUACUGGCAUACGAGAUGAACGAUGUCAAGUUGCCUCCUGACCAUGGAUAUCCUUUACGAGUCAUCAUCCCUGGAUACGUUGGUGGCAGACAAGUCAAGUGGUUGAGCAAGAUCUGGAUCAGUGAGAAGGAGAAUGACAGUCAUUACCAUAUCUGGGACAAUCGAGUAUUGCCCGCCUUCGUCACUGAGAAGGAUGGAGAGUUUUCCGAAACUCUUUUCCGUCAUCCGGACACAGCAUGCAACGAGCAGAAUCUGAACUCGGUCAUCGCAAAACCAGGCCACGGUGAACGCAUUGCACUUUCAGACGUCAAGAAGGGACACACCUAUCGCAUUGCAGGAUAUGCCUACGAUGGAGGUGGCCACGAAGUACAACGAGUCGAGGUCAGUCUCGACAAUGGUGAGACAUGGCUUUACUGUAUCAGACAGUUCCCAGAAGCACCGGUCAGACAUGGUCAAAAGUACUGGACCUGGAUUCAUUGGUAUAUUGACAUUGAGCUGGGACACUUGCUUCGAGCUCCGAGCGUUCUCGUGCGAUGCUUCAAUGUCUUCAAGAACACCCAACCAGAGCUCGUACUGACGCGAUUUCUUAGUUCNGGCUCGUGGAACGUCAUGGGAAUGAUGAACAACGGCUGGUACAAGGUCAAGCCCGAGAUCGCAGAAGGCAAAGACGGUAACAUCGAAGUCCUCUUCCGCCACCCCGUCGAGCCAGGAACAGGCACAGGUGGAUGGGUAGAACCAAGUGCAGACGAAAAGAUCGCCAGCGCAAAGCAGAGCGCAAGCACUCCUCAAAAACAAUUCACCAGAGAAGAAAUUGAGAAGCACGAUAAGGAAGACGAUUGUUGGAUUGUGGUUGAUGGCAACGUUUACGAUGCAACUUCUGUGCUUGACUGGCAUCCUGGUGGUAAAGCGACUAUUAUGAACCAUGCUGGAAAACUCACGCAGGAGACUUCGGAGAGCUUUGAGUCCAUUCAUGAUGGCUAUGCUUAUAAGAAGCUUGGCGAAUGUAUUCUUGGUACAGUGACAGACAAGGCGAAAGCACACAUGAAGAAGGAAGCAGAAGCGGCAGCGAAAGCGAAGGCAGAAGCCUCGAACAAGAAGACCGACGUCGUGCUCUCCAUGCAGCAAUGGUACCCCGUGACGCUUCUCAAGAAGAAAAAUAUCUCCGAAGAUACCCGUCAAUACACCUUCGGCCUCGGCGACAAGACCAAAAAGCUUGGUCUCGGCACCUGCCAACACCUGCAAAUCGGCUUCCACAUGGCCGACAAGAUGCUCGUCCGCUCCUACACGCCCACCGCCCCCAUCAUCGGAGCGGACACUGAAGAGGGCACUUUCGAUCUGGUGGUCAAGACCUACUUCCCCAACGACCAACAACCCGGCGGUGCGCUAAGCAACAUCCUCGACUGCAUGAAGGCAGGCGAAGAAGUCGAGAUCCGCGGCCCCACCGGCGACAUUAAAUAUCUCGGCAACGGCAAAUUCGAGAUCUUUGACGAAGAACAGCAAUUCGACAACAUCACACUUAUCCUCGGUGGUUCGGGAAUCACGCCCGGAUACCAACUAAUCGCCAGAAUAAUGGCCACGAACAGUGACAAGACAAAGAUCAAAGUCGUGGAUGCCAACAAAGAUGAAAGCUCAAUCCUGCUGCGCGAGGACUUGGAUAAGUUUGCCAAAGACCAUAAGGAUAGCUUUGAGAUACAGCAUAUCUUGAGUCAUCCUUCUGACGAUUGGAAAGGUGAAAAGGGGCAUGUGGAUGAAGACAAGAUCAAGAAGUACAGUUAUGCGCCCGAGAAGGAGAGUGGUAAGAAGAAUGUCGUGUUCUUGUGUGGUCCUCCGGCAAUGAUUCAGAAGGCUGCUAUGCCUGCAUUGACUGAUUGGACUAGCUACAAGUCAGAG